CGAAUAUGGUGCCUUGGGCGGGGUUUGGGCCAAAAGCAGAGUAGGAGCAGCGCCUAUUACUGUCGUCCUCACCGUCACGGCCGGAGCCUCUUCCUGGAUUCAUUCAUUCAUUUUUUUUUCAUUUACGGAGGUAGUGAGGCCUGGUUGAAAGCCAUGGAGAGCGCUCUGCCUGCUGCCGGCUUCCUGUACUGGGUGGGCGCGGGCACUGUAGCCUACGUGGCCCUGCGCAUCUCGUGCUCGCUCCUCACGGCCCUUCGGGUCUGGGGUUUGGGUCACGACGAGGGGGUCGGACCCAGGCUCGGUGAAUGGGCAGUUGUUACAGGUAGUACUGAUGGAAUUGGAAAAUCAUAUGCAGAAGAGUUAGCAAAGCGUGGCAUGAAGAUUGUCCUUAUCAGCAGAUCGCAGGACAAACUGAACCAGGUUUCCAGUGAAAUAAGAAAAAAGUUCAAGGUGGAAACAAAGACCAUUGCUGUUGACUUUGAAUCAGAAGAUAUUUAUGAUAAAAUUAAAACAGAAUGUUCUGGGAUGGAGAUAGGGAUGGCUGUGAACAAUGUGGGAAUGUCGUAUCAGUAUCCCGAGUACUUUCUGGAAAUUCCUGAUUUGGACAAUACCAUCAAGAAACUGAUAAAUAUUAAUGUUCUUUCUGUUUGCAAGAUGACACGGUUGGUACUGCCCGGCAUGGUAGAAAGAUCUAAAGGGGCGAUUAUCAACAUUUCCUCUGCCAGUGGCCUGUACCCAUUUCCACUGUUGACCAUCUACUCUGCAACCAAGGCUUUUGUAGAUUUCUUCUCCCAGAGCCUCCAUGAGGAAUAUAAGAGCAAGGGCAUCAUUGUGCAGAGUGUCCUCCCCUACUUUGUUGCUACAAAACUGGCUAACAUCCGAAGGCCAACUUGGGAUAAGCCCUCUCCAGAGGUGUUUGUGAAGUCUGCAAUUAAAACCGUCGGCGUGCAGUCCCGAACCAACGGCUACCUGAUCCAUUCUCUUAUGGCCUCAGUCAUCUCAAGCCUGCCUUCCUGGCUGUAUUUUAAAAUGGCCAUGAAUAUAGGCACUUCCAUGCGGGCUCGCUAUCUGAAGAAAAACAAGAAGAACUGAGAAUUGAUAAUCGAAUGGAGGAACUUGGCCAGAUGCUCCAGCCUAGGCACGUUCACAGCAAGGCACCCACCAUCUCCAGAUCUUCAUUUGUCAUGUUAAUAGUUGCUGAUAAAGCUAAAAGUUGUCAUAAUUGGGCGGACAGCAGAAGUUGCUUUUAGGAGUUCCUGACAUAUAUUCUGGGAGCUACUAGGAGUUAUUUUGAAGUUUAACAUAAAUACUCAUAUCAAAUGGCUAUAAAACUAACAUUAAGAAGAACUGCUUAAUAGGAAGGAACACAAUGAUGGCAAAUCACAGAAUGAUAGAGUCAGACAUAAGGCUCAAGAGUUUCAUCUGGCCCCAAAUGCUAGUCAUGAUGGUUCUUGUAUUUUCUCCAAAACAUAGUUUAAAAAGUAUGUUGUAAAAUCACCAGCUACUCUUUUUUGCUUUUAACACUUUGAGGGAGUGGAGAUAUUAUUAACUGAUUCACUUAUGGGAGGACGUACUCAAUUUGCAUAGCUCUUGGUAAGGUUUUCUGAAAGUAUGUCUCUGUUUAUACACUUAUAUGGCACUUCUUUCUCAAGGGUAGCUAAUGAUGUAAAAAUAAUGAAGAAAUAUGGAGUUAUUUUUGACACAGGAAACCCACUAAAAAAUGCUUUCCUCUAAUACAUAUGUCUUCUCAGUUUAAAUGUGUAUAAAUGAUGAAUGCUAUAUGGUAUGACUUAUAAAGGUAAACAGGCCAAAAUGUACAUUGAGAUGGGCAGACCCCGCAGUGCCACUAAAACCCUGACCCAAGAAAGUGGCCUGCUUGGACUCCAGCUGUGGUUUUUCUGCACUGCAUCAAGAUUGCUCACAUAUGUGACAGCAGACUACUUGUAGAACAAUGAUGGCAUUAUACUUUUAAAUUGGUGCCCUAUAGAUAUCGACAUAAUUAGUUUUAAAAAAUGAUAUAACCAUGGUAUUGAUUGCGAAUAUAUUUCUUUGGUGUUUGAAAUUAAGGCCAUUUUUACACUGGUUUAAUAUAAAUUAAGACUUACUUUAAUCCUGCUACAUAACUUGUUUGGGGAAAUUGCUCAGAAGUAACUCAGUGUUGUGUAACAUGCAAUAUAGAAGGUAGGUCUUUGCCUAGGCUGUGGUUCCCAGGCUCUGAGUUUAGGUACCAGUAAAUUUGCAAAACAAAUUAAAAAAAAAAAGGAAAGCGAAAAUUAAUUAGUGUGCUGAAGUGUUUCUGCUGUUUCUAGCUUUUAAACUUGCCAGCUAAGGACA
This is a messenger RNA of Vicugna pacos (alpaca), 2334 nucleotides long. NCBI's taxonomy places the organism in Eukaryota, Metazoa, Chordata, Mammalia, Artiodactyla, Camelidae. The record is from RefSeq and is a predicted model, not a curated record.